Daldinia caldariorum is the source of this 2113-nucleotide messenger RNA. RefSeq names its product cytochrome P450. NCBI's taxonomy places the organism in Eukaryota, Fungi, Ascomycota, Sordariomycetes, Xylariales, Hypoxylaceae. The record is from RefSeq and is a predicted model, not a curated record. Gene Ontology annotation, molecular function: heme binding; iron ion binding; oxidoreductase activity, acting on paired donors, with incorporation or reduction of molecular oxygen. The coding region runs from base 52 to 1851 and encodes 599 amino acids. The transcript has a single exon.
GACCCUGUCUUACACGCCUUCUUCCACCAUGCCGUCAUCGCAUAUUUCCGUAUGCCCCCAUUCGUUUAUUUAUAUAAUAGCGCUCUUGUCGAUCGUGUUGACCCCGGGCUACCCGUCCGCGUUCUUGAAUCAGGGUUCGCUCUCAUAUACCCCUCUCCCCUCCUCAGUCUCGGCCUCAGAGCCUUUAGACCUUACUUCUGGCCUAGAUACCUUACCCUUCUCGCAUCUUUCAUCAUGUCCAAAGUCACCUUGACGCCAGUCCUGGCGGUGACGGCGGCCGCCUCGUUCUUAUACGCUCGCCACGCCGAACUACCCAUUAGCUCCACCGUCGCAAAGUCUUUGGCUGUUGUGAUUCCCCUCUAUGUCGUUGUCUGGCUUAGCUGGAUAUAUCCCUUCUAUGUGUCUGAACUGAGAAAUGUCCCUACCGUACCAGGAUUCCCUCUUUGGGGUCAGUUCUUUGGCAUCAUUACGCAAGAAUGCGGUGUGCCUCAACGAGACUGGCAUCAGAAGCAUGGUCCUAUCAUUCGAUACUUCUUCCCCUUCGGGGCCGAGCGUCUUUCCGUUGCCGACGACGAGGCCUUGAAGCAGAUGACUGUCAAGAACCCUUACAACUACCCCAAGCCUGUUCGUGCCAAGCUUUGGAUGGUUCGAAUCUUGGGUGAAGGCGUCCUGCUCGCCGAGGGUCAGGAGCACGCGCACCAGCGCAAGUCCCUCGCUCCCGGUUUCUCGAUCCAGUCCAUCCGCGCACUCGCACCAGUCUUUUGGGAGAAAUCGCUCCUCCUAGCUAAGUGCUGGCGCGAGGAGAUGACCGCCGAGGGAGUUACUACUAAGUCGUUCGAAGUGCUCGAGUGGCUCAACAGGACUACAUUAGAUAUCAUCGGCAGCGCUGGCUUUGGAUACGAUAUCGACUCCCUACGACAUCCUGAGACUCCUAUUCGGGAGGCCUACCGCCUCGUCUUUGCCUUUGACCUCCCAUCUCGCAUCAUGCACGGAAUUCAAGCUUUCAUUCCUGCUUCCAAGCACAUCCCGUCUAAAAUGAACCGAGAUAUGCAGACCUCUCGAAGCAUCAUCCUAGACAAGGCAACCGAGAUUAUCACCGAGAAGCAAGAACAAGCCGAAAACAACACCGGUGGUAAGGAUAUCAUUGCUCUUAUCGCUCGGGAUAACAAGAAGAUGAAGGCUAUGGGCGAAGCUGGCCUCUCUUUCGAGAUCAUGCGCGACCAGAUCAUGACUUUCUUGGGUGCCGGUCACGACACUACCGCAACUGGUGUAGCUUGGACUGUUCACUUGCUAUCCACCCACCCUGAGAUCCAGUCUCGUCUCCGCGAGGAGAUCAAGGAUUACAUGCCCUUCCUGUUCGACAAGGAAUCUCGCUUUGACGCGGAGGCAAUCGCCAACGCGGAUCCCGACAGGCUACCUUAUCUUGACAACAUCUGCCGCGAAUCUCUACGCUACAUCCCGCCUAUUCCCAUGACAGUGCGACAGUCCAUCGCAGAUGAUCAGCUUGGCCCCUACAAGGUCCCUGCUGGUAGCGUUAUUUACGUCUUAGCCAACGCCAUCAACCGACUACCGAUGUACUGGGGUCCUAACGCCGAUGAAUUCGACCCGGAUCGGUGGGACAAUCUACCCAAGACGUUUACUGCCAACGCUUUCAUGACUUUCCUUCAAGGCCCGCGCGGUUGCAUCGGCCGCAAGUUCGCCGAGAUCGAAAUGAAGAUUCUGCUGUGCUCCUUGCUCAGCAUGUACGAAUUCAAGCGUGACUUCGACUCUCCCGACCCCGAGGAGUGGAAGAUGUGGCGGUUAGUGCUGCGGCCGAAGGAGGGCGUCACCGUCAAGAUUACCGCCAUCUAGAAUGCACGUAUCAUACCCUAGCUUUACUUUCGUUGGAACCAUUAAUUCGUAAUCAAUCAUACCGUAUAUAUGGAGAUAGUUGGGAAGUUGAACACGGAAAUAAGGAGUAGCCUUAUUAGUUGUUAAGGCGUAUCUACCAUUUUCCUGUUCCUGUUCAAGUUCAAGGGUCUAUGUGACAUGUAAAUUGAGUUGGUCAAAUUGGCCUGGCUAGUCACUUACGAGGUGUGCAUAUGAAUUCUAAUAAAGCCUUGUUGAGAGUUAA